GGCCUAUUCACGACUCCGGAAAAGGAACACAACAAUCACAGCUUAUCUCUCACUGUUUAGUUGGAGCAGAUACCACGUAUUAAAAUUUGAUUUUUAACUUUUCAUGGUGUGAAAAAAUAACCUAAGAAUGGAGCUUCAGUCAAAUCACACUUAUAAUAUAACCGAUGACGGGUCGAGGGAUUACGACAGGCCAAUUGUUUUAUUGGUCUUGGAACUUACUAGUCUUUUUAUCAUCAUGAUCAGUGCCUUCGUAGCCAACAUUACCGCUAUCGCCAUCAUCUUAAGUGUGAAGACUCUGAGACAAACACCCCACAACCUACUCAUCCUAACCUUAGCUGUUGGUGAUCUAGGCGUGGUCUUCACUAGUAUGCCAUUCUCCGUCAUAUCUUCUUUAGAUGGUGGACAUUUUCUACAGACUCAUCAUGGUGUUUGCACGUUUAAUGGUUUCUGUGUGAUCAUGUUCUCAAUCUUCAACUUCACAACCAUAGUCGCCAUUGCAGUAGACCGUGUCUUCAUCGUCACUUCGGCAAAGGUACUUCAGAAUGGUCGUCUCAGGGUUGGUAUCAUGAUCGUCUUCAUCUGGUCAUUCUCAAUCGCUGUUGGUCUGUUACCCGUUACGGGGUUGGUCUCGACGAUGAUAUACGUCCAUUAUACUCGUCACUGCACGUAUAAGGAUGACGAGGAGGACGACGAGCGAUUUCGCAUCGCUAUGCGGACCAUCAUCAGCGGUUUCGUGCUGCCGGCAUUGACGGUCUGCUACUCGAUCAUCGCGUAUUUCCUCUGGAAGCAGAAGCAGAAGUUGAGGGCACUUCAGGGGCUUGGAGGUAAUCAUUGUAAACUGAUGGGGAAGGUAAAGGUUACAGACAGGUCAAAGACUUCAUCUUCUACGGCAAUCACCACCGAUGCAUCCUGUCCGUCUACGACUGAUGGCUCGAUUGCAGAUGAGGCUACAACUCAGACAGAUUCGGCUACCAUCCCUCAAGAAAAGCGUGAUAAGAUUGUCGCACGAGCAUUACCAAGAAGCAGCACUUCUGUUGAUCAAGAGGUUGAACCCAGCAAUGAGGAAGGGGAACAGUCUCCAUCUUCAGUCGUCAGCGAACUUACGAUGGAAGAGAGAAGCAGAGACAACAAGGUUGAUACUGCUUCCAUUGUCAAAAGAGAAAAGAAAAACUUCGAGGUGCAGAAACGAGUGGCUCUUAUAGGAUUCCUUUUGGUGCUGUCUCAGAUCUUUUGUUGGGGACCUUUCUUUCUUGUUCGCGCCAUGUCAGCAGAUGUCUCUGAAAGUGUAGGUGUGUUUACAAUGUGGUCGGCUUACUGUGUCAAUGUUAUUAACCCACUCAUCUAUGCAUUCAUGAACAGGCGAGCUAGGAAAGAACUAUUCACCUACUUCAAUAUCAUCAAGAAGAAACUUCAGUGUAGAUUGGAUCGCUAAGAAGACUCUCAAACAUAAUGAGCAGAGUAUGAAACUGUAAUAUAUUGUAUUGUAUUUUUGUCUAUAGGCGUAUCCAGCCACAAGCCUCAGCUUUUAGGGUAUACGCCUUCUUCUUUUACCCUAAAAGGACUGGGCUAUUUGAGAUGUAUUGAGGACUGGGAGGGGCAUGAUGCCCCCCUUCUGGGGAGCGUUUCAUGAAAGGACUUGUCGGACGUUUUAUCCGACAAGUCCCAUUUUAUCCGACAGUUACCAUAGUAACAGUACCUCUCAACCAAUCAACAUCAGAGAAAGAUGUCAGAUCUGACAACUUGUCGGAUGAAAAUGUUGAUGAAACACUCCCCUGAUCUCGGCCGCUGUUCGCGCGAUCACGCCGAAAUUUGGCGCGCACAUUCUUUUCCACAUAACCUACAAGCUAGUAUAUAAAAAUUCUGAAAUGAUUAUUUUUUUAUGAUAAUGAAUAAAAUAUGCAAACUUAUUCAUGAAAAAUGUUAUUUGAUUGAUUUAUUGAUUGCAUUUAUUCUUUUUCAUUCCAAAAGUUACAAUGUAAGGAAAAACACAAAAAAUAUAAUAUACAGAAAUGAAAAGAGGAACCCACUGGAAAGCAAAGCUUGUUAGUAUGGGUUCCCUGCAAUAAAAUAGUUUAUUAAAGUAUAUCUUUGAUCAAUGACAUUCAAAUCUUAAAUUAAAAAGGUUUGUACAAUGAAAAAGAUUUGCAUAUUCAACGCCCUAUUUCACUUCGAAUUUUCUUCUUUCUUUGCAGAUGUCAUCUUCGUAAUCUCAUUUAAAGGUUUCUACAAAGAAAAAUUGCGAAAGCCAAUUUUUUCCUUAUGUAUUUCUUUGUUUUUUUCAUCUUUUGUUUUUCAUUGUUUUUUUUCAAUGGAAAUUAUUACAGACCAUUUAAAAACUAAAUUAAACUCGAACUCAAUUAAGCAGACCAAUUAGAACGAAAAAUAAUCACACUUUUAUGAAUUUCAUCUCCCAUAGACUUUGUACACAAAGUAUAAAAAUUGGCCAUUUUCGGCAUGACAUUGCCUCGUAAAAAAAGUCAUAUGACGUCGUAAUGGUAUAUAUCGCGCGAAGCGUCGAGAGGGGGGGGGGGGGGCAUCAUGGCCACCCAGUCCUUUUAGGGUUAAACCCAAAAUGUACGUAUUCAUAUUCUUCAUAAUAAAUUGUUUUUUGUAUGAAUUAAUGUUUACGAAAAUUGUUAUG
Lytechinus pictus (painted urchin) is the source of this 2641-nucleotide messenger RNA. Its product is annotated as alpha-2Db adrenergic receptor-like. Gene Ontology annotation, cellular component: plasma membrane. Gene Ontology annotation, biological process: phototransduction; G protein-coupled receptor signaling pathway; cellular response to light stimulus. The transcript is spliced from 4 exons. The coding region runs from base 128 to 1432 and encodes 434 amino acids. The record is from RefSeq and is a predicted model, not a curated record. Lineage: Eukaryota; Metazoa; Echinodermata; Echinoidea; Temnopleuroida; Toxopneustidae. Gene Ontology annotation, molecular function: G protein-coupled photoreceptor activity.